Lindgomyces ingoldianus is the source of this 1349-nucleotide messenger RNA. RefSeq names its product EF-hand. Gene Ontology annotation, molecular function: calcium ion binding. Bases 108 to 1079 code for a protein of 323 amino acids. The transcript is spliced from 5 exons. The record is from RefSeq and is a predicted model, not a curated record. NCBI's taxonomy places the organism in Eukaryota, Fungi, Ascomycota, Dothideomycetes, Pleosporales, Lindgomycetaceae.
GGCUGUGACCCUGCUCUGACUUCACUUCUUUCUAUAUAUACAGCCUCCGUCCUUCGUGCCGUUACUCUCUACUCUCAUAUAUCCUCCACAAACCUCGACCUAGUACAAUGGCAUACAACAAAGGCUUCAACCCCGACAGGUUGCCCGCUCACGCGGAGCCAGAGCAGGCGGCCGCACUUCUAUCCGGGAACAAUCAACAGGCACCACGACCGCCUCGUACUUCGUCGGCGCGUCCCGACCACAACAAACCUCCACCGCCAGUGCCUUCCAGGCAGGAACUACGACCGGGUGAUGGCUAUGGUCGCGGUUACGACAGUAGACCACCGCCUGGGGCAUACAACGAUCCUCGCUACAACAGCCAGCAACACAGUCCUCGCUACGAUCAGCAGCGCCACGAUCCCCGCUUUGACGGCUACGGUUCUCCCCCACCGCAGAACUACGGCCAAGGCCCGCCUCCGCAAGGCUACCAUGGAAGACCACCAGUGGUAAAUCGACCGCCACCUACACCCGCCCCGCCGCGAGAUGGCAAUGAUAGAGAGGCUCUUUGGAGAUUAUUUGGUGCUGUGGACAAAGAUGGUAGCGGUCAGUUGACCGAGGGCGAGCUGCGUACUGCUCUCGUGAACGGUGAUUGGUCCCCAUUCGACCCCCAUACGGUGCGCAUGAUGAUCAGAAUGUUUGAUACUGAUCGUUCUGGCGCUAUCAAUUUUGACGAAUUCUGCGGUCUCUGGGGCUUUCUCUCCGCUUGGCGAGGACUCUUCGACCGAUUCGAUGUAGAUCGUUCAGGCAGCAUAUCCUACAAUGAGUUCACCGAGGCUCUUGUAGCUUUUGGCUACCGCCUUUCGGCCCAAUUCGUGCGACUGCUCUAUGCCACAUAUGACAGGCGAGGCGAGAAUGCAAUUAGCUUCGACCUAUUUGUUCAAGCGUGCAUUAGCUUAAAACGCAUGACCGAUGUUUUCAAGAAGUAUGAUGAGGAUCGGGAUGGCUAUAUCACACUGAGUUUCGAGGAAUUCCUUACAGGUGCGCAAUCACUAUUUCUAUUCAACUCCAUCUCGGCCGACACUGAUACCGGACUCUACUAGAAAUCAUUCGUCAACGAUAAGACAAGAGUCUCAAACACACUGAUGUACUCGGGCUUAUGUUUCGUAAUUGAUUACGCUGUAUGGUCUUAGCCUCACCCCAUUUCAAGUCAUUGGAUAGAUCGUCCAAGGCCAUUUGCGUAUGAAGUAGGUCUAGAAGGAGCAUUGCUGGUAGCGUAGAGGUUUUAACGGCUUGGAUCUGGUAGAGUUCUGGGAUGCCGUUGAUAACGAGCCUUCUGAGUCGAAUGACUUGGUGGCUGCUUUGAUACCCGU